CGCUGCUCGCUCCACCAUGCAGCGUCUGCCUCGCCUGCUGCGCGCCUCGCACUCGGCCGCCCCGCUCUGCGUGGCCGGGCCGUCGGUGCCGCGUCCUCUGCCGCGCCCACGAGCCCUCCACGUCUCGCACGCUGCACUGCGGCCGCCGGCGCCGCACGAGCCGGCCGCGCAUGAUAAGGCCGCUCCGCCGCCGCCGCCGCCGGCUCGCAGCAGCAAGGUGGCAACCAGGCAUACCUCUGCGCAGCCGCAGCCGCGCAGCAGUCAGAACGAUGCCGCUGCUGCCGCGCCGCCGCCACCGCCCGACGCGCCGCCAUCAGCGCUGCGCUCUCGCAACGCUGCAGCGUCGUCAGAAGGCAGCAGCAGCAGCAUUCGAAGCAGCGCAGCGAGCACCAAGAAGCAGACGGCUCUCACUCCUUCGACCUCUGCGCCAUCAGCGCCCACUACUGCCGAAGCAGUGCAGCCGACGAUCCAGGAGCGCAUCAAGACGCUCUUUGCGCAGGCGAAGUUUCUCUUCAAGUUCUACCUCGCUGGCCUGAAGCAGCUGCAGACGAAUCGCCUGCGUGCAAAGGAGAUUCGUGCGGCGGCGCUGACUCGCAAGGAAGGAGAGGAGAAGUGGAGCUGGGCUGAGGGGAGAGUGCUUCGGACACACUCGGCGGACAUGUGCAAGCUGCCGCUCUUUCUCGCCAUUCUGCUGAUCCUCGAGGAGCUGCUGCCGCUCGUCGUCAUCUACGCUCCCGGUCUGCUGCCUUCGACUUGCAUCUUGCCUUCGCAAGCGUCUAAAAUCCGCGUCAAGGAGGAGCUGGCUCGCGCUGGCGCCGUGCUUGAGCUGAGGAAGCAUGAGUCGGACGUGCACGCCGCGCUGGCCGUCGAGCCUGCCGUGGGCGCCGUUGAUGAGGGUGCUGCGCUGCGGACACUAGAGCGCGAGCGGCUCGUCGAGCUUGCCAAGAUGCACGCGCUCGCAACCUGGGGCCCGGCAGCCUUCCUUGUGCGCCGUCUCUCCUCGCACGUGGCCUUCGUCAAGGCGGACGACGCUGCGCUCGCCAAGGCUGUGGAGCGCGGCGACAUGCCAGAUGCUGAGCUGCUUGUGCAGGCGUGCAGCGAGCGCGGACUGCAAGCAAGCGGAAUCGAGCAGGAGCAGAUGCAGAGUAACCUGCGCCGCUACCUGGGCCUGCCGCCAUCCCCACUGCUGCGCGCCCUGACGCUGUACCCACAGCCGACGGCCGCCUCGCUUGCGCCGCUGCAGGCCGUCGCCGCCGAGGAUGCCGACAAGGGCGUCAUGGCCAAGGCCAAGGAUGUGGUGCACGACGUCGUCGAGGCCGAGAAGCGGCGCGAGGCGGGCAAGGCGCCGGAGCCCGAGGAGAAGUCGAAGUCGCCAUAGAGACCUGAUGCUGCGGGCAGAGCAACUGCUAGAGCUCGCGCCUCCAUCCCACCACCAUUCGUUAAUACACGCACGCUGGAGAGAGAGCUCGGGUGUGAAAUGCAAGACGUGCUAAUUAACA
Messenger RNA from Tilletiopsis washingtonensis, 1499 nucleotides. RefSeq lists its product as hypothetical. Bases 17 to 1378 code for a protein of 453 amino acids. The record is from RefSeq and is a predicted model, not a curated record. Gene Ontology annotation, cellular component: mitochondrial inner membrane. The transcript has 6 exons. Gene Ontology annotation, molecular function: ribosome binding. Gene Ontology annotation, biological process: intracellular monoatomic cation homeostasis. Lineage: Eukaryota; Fungi; Basidiomycota; Exobasidiomycetes; Entylomatales.